GUUUGACGACCCGACCGUCGUGCAUUCGUAUAUUUCUUACAAAUCCGUGAAUAUUUACACGUAGGUGUAUUGCUGGCAUUGAUAAAUUAAUAAUGGUCGUUGAAGAACCCAAUCCGAAUAAUGCAGAAAGUGUGGAGAAAAGUGACAGUGGCACGGCUGCGCCGGAACCAGUGAAAAUCUUCACCGUCGAAAUCCUGCAUAUGAUCAAGGAUGCACAGCAACAGCACGGCCUCCGACAUGGUGACUAUCAACGCUAUCGUGGCUACUGCACACGCCGCAUUCGUCGUCUGCGCAAGGCCCUUAAGUAUCCCCAGGGCGACAAGCGUCACUUUAAGCGUCGCGAUGUAACGCUCUCCCAGCUGACGGGCAAAAAGGCGGACGAGCGCUUCAUACACAUACCGCUUAUCAGUGCGGAGCGGGCCUGGGCCUACGCCAUGCAGCUGAAACAAGAAGCCAACACAGAGCCACGAAAGCGCUUUCACUUGAUAAACAAGCUGCGACGCGCCUGUUUCUAUGCCCUUCAGUUGCAGGAGCUAUGCAAUACGGAGGCGUUCGAUGCACGCACCAAACUCGAGUGCGAGGCAUAUGUAGCCUGGAUGCACGGCACGCUGCACUUUGAGCUGCAGCUGUGGAAGACGGCAGGUGAGCAUUUAAAACGCGCCCAGGUAGUGUAUGAAAACUUGGCCAAGGCGCUUCCCGAUGACGACCAGGAGCUGUAUCGCGCAAAGGUUAAUGAGUUCACGCCCAAUUUGCGCUACUGCGCCUACAAUAUUAGCGGCGGAGCCAGCGGCGGCAACAUUGAUGAAAUUCUUGAGCUGCGUGCUCAGGGUGUUUUGGAGAACCUGGAUGUGCUUGUUAGCCAAACGAAAUCAGAGAGCAGCGAGGGUCUGCAGACGAUCGACUGGCGUGGUCGUAAGGUCACCGUGCGCCCCGAGAAGGUGCGACUGUUUCUGCUUAGCGCCCAGGAGCUGGACAAAUCGUUGGCCAAAACAACGAAAUUAGAUGCCAAGAUUGAGCUGAUUGAGCGCAUAUUAAUGGAUUGCAAGGAUGCCAUUCAGGCAGUGCGGGACGAGAUCAAACAGGAUCCCAAGCUGCGUUCCCUGACCACAGGUCAAACUGUCUCAGGUGUGCAAUACUUGCUGGCCUACUUGAGCUACAUACGCCAUAGCCGUACACUUCAGCGCAAUUUAUGUUUGGUUGAUCAGGCCAAGUUGAACUUUGUUGAUCCCAAUCAGCAGCGAACCCAGACUCAAAGCGAAGGUAAACGCGUGCGCCCCCAGGAUUUGGCGCGUCUAUACGAGAUCAUCUUGCAGAAUGUCACCGAAAUGCAGCUAAUCAGCGGCAUGGAAGACGAUGCUCAAUAUCAGAGCGAGGUGGCCAACUUGGCGCUUACAUUUAAGGCUUUCCGCUGCUAUUACAUUGCGCUCACCCUGAUCGAUAUGAAAAAGUGGAAGGAGGCUGUGGCGCUAUACGAACGCGCAUCCAACUAUGCUAACGAUGCGCUCAAGGGCCGCUCCUGUGCCGAAUUCCAGCUGCAAUCGGAGCUAAAGAAAAUGGUUUCCUCAAUCGAUGGCAGCAAGUUCUCAGCACACGCGUACAGCGUGUUGGAGGACGACAAUAGCGAGGAUGCCAGCGGUGUUUCAACUAAAUCGCAGAAAACAACGAAACCGCUGUACGAGCGCCUCUCCCAAUAUAAGGAGGACCAAUCGCUGCACACCCGGGCGCCCAAUGUUUUUAAGUUGACGCCCGAUAUGGAACCUAUACCCUGCAAACCGCUGUUUUUCGAUCUGGCUAUGAACUACUUGGAGUUGCCAUCCCUGGAGGACAAACUUGAAUCGCCCGGCAAGAAGGGUGCCUCCAUUACGGGCUUUGUAAAGGGCUUCCUUGGCUGGGGCGGAGGUGGCAAUAAGUGAGAAUUCAGCUGCACGAUCACAACUUGAAGCCCCCUAAUGAAAUUCCAUGUUGAUGUUGCUUUUAUAAAAACGUCCAACCAGCUUGAACGUUUAUUAUUUGUUUUUGCUUUUAGAUCCCGGCCUUUUUUUAAGUAUAGAAACCAACAACCAGCCAACACAAAACAAACAUUUAUCGACAAAAUUUAUUUAAGUUACAAUAGUGAGGAAUUAUUGGUAAUAAAGGAAGCUACAAAUGCUGCAA
Molecule: messenger RNA, 2154 nt
Organism: Drosophila novamexicana
Lineage: Eukaryota; Metazoa; Arthropoda; Insecta; Diptera; Drosophilidae
Gene: Srp68
Product: signal recognition particle subunit SRP68
Exons: 4
Coding region: 93-1913 (606 amino acids)
Biological process (GO): SRP-dependent cotranslational protein targeting to membrane
Cellular component (GO): signal recognition particle, endoplasmic reticulum targeting
Molecular function (GO): endoplasmic reticulum signal sequence receptor activity; 7S RNA binding; signal recognition particle binding
Source: RefSeq, a predicted model, not a curated record